Molecule: messenger RNA, 432 nt
Organism: Henningerozyma blattae CBS 6284
Lineage: Eukaryota; Fungi; Ascomycota; Saccharomycetes; Saccharomycetales; Saccharomycetaceae
Gene: TMA17
Product: Tma17p
Exons: 1
Coding region: 1-432 (143 amino acids)
Biological process (GO): proteasome regulatory particle assembly
Molecular function (GO): protein-macromolecule adaptor activity
Source: RefSeq, a predicted model, not a curated record
AUGAGUACAGCUGGAGGUAUUAGAAAACCUGUCCGUAUUGAGGACUUUCAAUUGGCCAUCAAGGAGAUGGCUUCUUCUGAGCUAGUCAACAUACGUCAUGAGAUUGAAAACAGCAUUAGGCAUUUGAAAGGGUCUAACACCAGGUUGGAGCAAUAUAUAAAGAAACUGCAAGGUCAAGAGAUAAUAGAUGAAUCGAUGGGGGAUGAACGUUUGGAAGAAUUGGAUGAAAAUGACAUAAAACUGUUUGAAGAAUCCAUUCGGGAAAACCAGAUGGUUCUGGCAAAUUAUGAUGAUAGGAUCACGGCUAUAGAUCAAGAAUUUGAUCGUCGUAAUGCAAAGGACGUCCCUGCUCCAUCGACGGAGAAUGUUGCAAAAGCCGCCGAUACUGCAUCCGAUAAUGUUCAACAAAUACCAAACACAAUAUAUCUUUAG